GUUAUUGUUACUUUUUAUUACUUUUUAUUACUUAAAUGUGUCGGUUCAAAAAUAAAAGUACCUUUGUUCCAGAUAACAAUAAUGAGUCAUUGCAAGCCUUUGAGAAAAUAGUCACACACGAAGUUAAACAACUGUGGGACAAACAUACUGAUGAUUCAAAGAAAACAAAUCUUACGUUUAAAGAAAAACUGGCACUGCGAAAUCUCAGGUCCAAUGACUCAAUUGUUAUAAGGAAAGCCGAUAAAGGAGGGGGAAUUGUUGUUAUGGAUAAAAAUAAAUAUAUGGCAGAGGCAAUUUCACAGGGCACUAUGAAAAAAUUAGUGGGGACCCUUUAAAAAUGAUCAUGAAAGAAAUUGAAUUAGUGGUAGUACAAGCACAAGAAAAUGGGGUCAUACCUAACCAUGUAAAAGAAUUUCUAAUUAGAGAUCAUCCCCGCACCCCAGUACUCUACCUGCUCCCAAAAAUCCACAAAUCCCUCUCCAACCCCCCAGGGAGGCCAAUUGUAUCGGGAAUCGGGUCAGUGUUGGAACCAUUGGCAAAGUUUGUAGAUAGUUUUCUACAACCAUGUGUUAUGGAUAUUAAUACAUGUCUUAAAGACACCACAGAUCUAUUACGCAGACUAGGGGAAAUAAAGGAACUUAAAUCGAAUGUAAUACUAUGCAGUAUUGACAUCCAAAGUCUGUAUACCUCCAUCCCCCAAGAUGAAGGAAUUCGCUAUGUAGAGGAUGCCCUACUGGACACAAAUCUUCCACACCAAUUAAUAUAUUUUUUGGUGGACUGUCUCAAUAUUGUCUUGAAAAAAAACUAUUUCCGAUUUGCAGGUGAAUUCUACUGGCAGAAGCAGGGGACAUCAAUGGGUGCGGCGGUCGCUCCUUCAUUCGCCAAUAUUUUCGUCCACAGAUUAGAAAAACAACUAUUUCUAAUUGAACCAUAUAUCCAACACCUGGUUGGAUAUUAUAGGUUUGUGGAUGAUAUAUUGGUGAUAUGGGAUGGACCGCUAUCUGGGUUUGAGGAUAUGGUGCGAACUGCAAACCAAGCCCACCCUACGAUUAAAUUUACCACAGAAAUAGGGGCACAUAAAAUUAAUUUUUUGGAUGUCACCAUAACAAUUGAGAAUGGUCAAAUAAACACAAACCUGUACCGGAAAAGCACUGACAAAAAUAAUAUUUUGCAUGCCUCUAGCUAUCACACACCCAAUAUAAUCAGGGCCAUCCCGAAAGGCCAAUUUAUUAGAGCACGGAGAAUCUCCACACGAGAGGUAGACUACACAGUGGCAUCUAAUACCCUAAAAGAGCGAUUCAUUAAAAGAGGGUACAAACCAAAAUUGAUUGAGACAUGUGCCAAAGAGGUUCAAAGGAUGCCCAGAGAAAAUUUACUUACCUACAAGACUAAAAACGAACAGAGGUGUCUCCCUUUUGUGAGCCAAUACAAUGAAAACAGCAAAGGGAUUGAACGUAUAGUACAUAGAUAUUGGCCUAUACUAUUACAAGACAAAAUCCUUAGAAAUGUCCUUAUAAAACCUCCACUGUUUAGUUAUACUAAAGGGAAAAGCCUGCGGGACAUCCUGUGUCAGCCAGAGGUCAACCCUGUUAAAAAAGGUGCACAAAGGUUCCUGGGUAAACCACAAAAAGGUACAUUUGCAUGCCUUAACUGCAUCUGCUGCUCUUCUAUAAUUAAAGGGGAAGUAUUACAUCACCCCACACAGGGUACCCCAAUAAAAGUUAGACACUUCGCCACAUGUGAUACAAGUAAUGUUGUCUAUUUACUGAAAUGCCCCUGCGGGAUGGGAUACGUAGGACAGACUGGGAGACCGAUAAAAACAAGGAUCAAAGAACAUAGAGGCAGCAUACGGAACUUUAAAAAGGGAACAUCGACAGAUACUACAGUCUCAAGGCACUUUAAUCUAGCAAAUCAUAAUCUCACCCAGUUAAAAUGGACAGUGCUAGAAACAAUGCAACCACUACAAAGAGGAGGUGAUAUACAGAAAUUCAGACUACAGCGAGAAGCUUUCUGGAUAAAAAAAUUAGACACAAUGCAACCCAAAGGGUUAAAUGAUAGCUGGAGCAUAAAAUGUUUUCUUGGAUAAAAAUUGUUUUCCAUAAUAGGUAUGACUAAUACUCUAUUCUCUUCCUCUACAGAUAAUGAGAUUGUUGGGUAUCCAAUAUAUACAAGCAAGAAAUAGUGAAUUAUACGUAAAAUCCAGAUAUAGGAUUAAGGGUAAGACUAAGGUUUUCUUACUUUAUCAAGUUUCAGUGGUAGGCCCUAAUUAGAGGGCAGUUCCAAGGUUAUUUUUGCCUUUUUAGGCUUUUUUCAGAGAUACGAUGGACUUUUGAAUUAUUUUGUAACACUAUUAUGGACAUUGAAACUAUGCAUAAAUUAGUAUGUAUGCUGUUGUGAAUAUACAUACAUGUAUUCUCUACACCUGCACUUGAUGAACACUUAUGUUAAUUGUGAAAACUAACCCGCCUACCUAGGCGAUGACCUCACUUCCUUGCCACACUAUAAAUGUAUACACUCUGUAUGCCUGUCUAUAACACUUGAUAAAGGGCUACUUAGCCCGAAACAUGUUGUGAAUAAAAGCACUUUGCAGCAAGCUCUGCGUGUCGGCUGACUUCCUGAGUGAACCAUUUGCAACUUUGAUUCGACACACCUGUGGCGGGGGUGCCCACCAGGAUUAACAGCCUUGAAGGACAAAUUCCCUUUGUAGCCAAAGGCAUGCAGGAUGAGAUGGCUUGGGGUCCGUAACCACAGAAUAGAGUCUAAGAUCUUGUUCCAGUGCCGCCAUCACCUACUGUAUGAGGGCAGUAAAGAGUCUACUGAAAUUCAUCUUUGUACUAAAACAAUGAUCAGUACUUUUAACGCCAGUGGUCUUUUUUUUUAAAGGGGUAGUUCGUCUUCAAGUUAACUUUUAGUAUGUAAUAGA
Molecule: messenger RNA, 2923 nt
Organism: Xenopus laevis (African clawed frog)
Lineage: Eukaryota; Metazoa; Chordata; Amphibia; Anura; Pipidae
Exons: 2
Coding region: 338-2086 (582 amino acids)
Source: RefSeq, a predicted model, not a curated record